ACCCGCAACAGCUGCAGUGCGAGAUUUUUCACGAUAGUUUACCUUUUUUUUUCCUCAUAGCUAUACGAGCUGGUAUUUUUCAAUAAUAUUCAUCGGACAUUGAUCAAAGUGUGUUUCGAGGCAAAAUGAGGACCCGCAAGCUGCUCUUGUUGUUAUUGGUCCCAACGUUGUUGUUUGCCGAUCAUUGCAGUUGUUACCGAAUUCUGGGAAUCUACCCGUUCGUCGGGAAAAGCCAUUACAUAAUGAUGAAUCAAUUGUUCAAGGGCAUGGCACGCAAGGGCCACCAGGUCGACGUCAUCACGCCUUUCCCGCAAACUGAAAAUGUACCUAAUUACACGCAAAUCUUUCAAUUUCCCGACAAAACCGCCGAAAUCAUAGGCCACUUGAACUACGAUAUCAUCAAAGGAUUUUCCCGCACCGGAAAUCUUAGCUCUGUAUUGGACAUUGGCUACAAACUUUGCGAGUACAUGGGCAUGCCCGAAUUUUUAAAUUUGGCCCGCCAUCCACCGAAAGACCCGCCCUACGACGUUGUCAUAACUCAAGUGUUCAAUAGUAAUUGCUUCAUGGUGCUGGGCCACCUGUGGAACGUGCCGGUGGUGCUGGUGAGCACCUCGGCGCUGUACCCGCACGUCCACGACAUGAUCGGCAACCCGGAAAACGUGGCGAUUUCUCCCAACAACUUCAGCCCAGUUCCCCCAGGCGCAGGUGGCUUGUGGUGGCGCCUCUACAACGCCUACUUUUUCUACACCGUCAAAUCCGCGUUUGUUUUCCACUCGAGGAACCAAAACGAACUGCUGCACAGGUACUUUGGCCCCCGGGUGCCCGACAUACGGCAACUCGAGCGCAGCGCUUCGUUGCUGCUGGUGAACACGUACUUUCCCGUGAACGGCGUCAAACCCACGACGACCGGCCUCGUCGAGGUCGGCGGCCUCCACAUACAAAACGACGGCCCAGAAAUGACAGAUGACCUGAAGCGUUGGCUCGACGAGAGCAAAGACGGGGUGGUGUACUUCUCCCUGGGCUCGAUACUGCGGAUCGAAAUCUUCCCGGAGGAAACCGUGGCCGUGAUCUUUGACUCCCUGGGACGACUCUCGCCCACUCGGGUGCUGAUGCGCGUGGCCAAUCCCGAAAGCCUGUCCGUCAAACUGCCCCCCAACUUUCGCACCCUGCCAUGGAUGCCCCAGGAGAAAAUAUUGCAACAUCCCAGCGUCAGAGUGUUCGUCACGCACGGGGGCUUGUUGGGCACGCAGGAGUCGGUCUUUUACGGCGUCCCGAUGCUCUGCCUACCCGUCCUCGCGGAUCAGUGGACCAACACUCAGAAUUACGUGCAGAAAAAAGUCGCCGUCUCAGCCGACAUCAUGUCACUCACCCAAGAAACCCGAGAAACGUUCGACGGUGCCGUCAACGAAGUAUUGGGCAAUCCCGUUUACAGGGAUAACGUGCGGGAGUUGUCAAGGUUGUUUCGGGACCGGUCGCUGAGCCCAAUGGACACGGCGGCCUUUUGGAUCGAGUUCGUGGUGAGGAACGGAAAGGACGUGCUCAGAUCACCAGCGAUGGAUUUGACCUGGUGGCAGCUCGACCUGUUGGACGUCCUUGCCGUCACAACAGCGGGACUAUCCUUGAUUUUGUUCGUCGCUGUUUUUACCAUCAAAACGUUACUGCGGUGCUUACUCGGCAAAUCGAGAACCAGUUGUGUAUCGAAGCGCAAAAAAGAUACUGAUGUUGCCGUUGUUCCCCGGGAAUUUCGCGUUAUCGUGGGUUUGACUGUGGUAGACGACAGUAGCUGGUUAACGCUACCGAUCGAUCUUGACUGCACGCCGUGUUCGAAAAGUGUCCCUUGUAUAGUUAAAAUAAAUAUGAAUUUCUCAACGGUAGUUGUCUUGCUCGUCUGUUUAUUGUGCACGUGCGAUGCCUAUCGCAUACUUGCCGCUUUUCCCUUUCACGGGAGAAGCCACACGAUCGUUUUGCAAGAGACUGCCAAGGCACUGGUGCGCAAGGGACACCAGGUCGACGUUAUAAGUCACUAUCCGUUGGAAAAACCCACGCGGAAUUACAACGACAUCGUGAAACUGAGGAGCAGCGAGGAGUACGCGUCGAUAGAUUACAAAACGAUGAUGUCGAUGGACGAGGAGGACAAGUGGAUCUACGACAUAUUGAAGGGCAUCUGCGAUCACCUCGGCAAUCCGGAGGUGCAAAAGUUGGUCAAAGAACAGCAAAAACACAGGACUUACGACCUACUAUUGGUUCACUAUUUGUCGGGGUACCAGUGCUUCCCUGCGAUUGGCCACCUCCUCGACAUACCCGUGGUCGGAGUGGUCACCACGUCACUUUACCCGUGGAUGCACGGCUUCGUAGGCGAUCCCCUGAACUUGUGGCUCCACCCGAGCAACCUCAGACCCUGGAAAAACGAGGACCUGACAUUUUGGGGCAAACUGUACAACGUCCUCGUCACCCAUCGCGACAUAAGCGAGCACUACAAGAACGCCGGUUUCCAGCAACGAUACAUCGAUCGGUACUUGGGAAAGGGUCUGCCCGACUACCGCCAACUGGAAAGGAGAACCGCCAUGAUACUGACCAACUCUCAUUACACGUAUCACGGAAUCAAGCCCAAAGCCCCGGCCGUCGUCGAGAUAGGAGGGAUACACAUCAACAACGACACGACGGUGUCGAUGGACUCGAGUUUAAAGUCGUUCUUGGACGACAGCAAGGACGGCUUCGUGUACUUUUCCUUCGGGUCCAUGGCGGUCGUCGAAACAAUGCCCAAAGACUUGUUGGACAGGUUUUACGGGGUGUUUGGUAAAAUAGCGCCAGUUCGAGUGGUCAUGAGAGCCCCGAACCCACGAGCUUUGCCGAAACCCCUGCCCGGAAACACUCUGGUUCGCUCGUGGCUACCGCAGCAACAGAUUUUUCUUGAGAACUUUUUUUCAGAGCAUCCGAACAUCAGAGCCUUCGUGACCCACGGGGGAUCGCUGGGCACGCAGGAAGCUCUGCAUUACGCGGUGCCCAUGAUAUGCGUCCCAUUGUUCGCCGAGCAGCACUUGAACUGCGACAUUUUGGCCAACAAAAGGGUGGCUCGGAAAUUGGAGCUGCGAUCGGCUCGGCUGAGCGACUACGAGAGCGUUUUCCAAGACGUCUUGUCCAAUUACCAGACGUACAAAACGACCACGGCGAGGUGCUCCAGGUUGUACCGCGAUCGUCCGCGGUCGCCAGCGGAUGAGUUGGUUUACUGGGUGGAGUACGUCAUUCGUCACGGCAGAAACGCGCUGAGAUCGCCGGCGGUCGAUCUCACUUGGUGGCAAGUCGAUCUCCUCGACGUGUACGCUUUUCUCGCCACGAGUUUAUUGCUCGUUUCGAGCUUGGCGCUGUUUGCGCUUCGGAAAUUGUUUGUUGUGUUUUUGCGCCCGAAGGGCACGGCCAACAAAGAGAAACGGCAUUAGUGAACACUGGGUCAUCGGGUAUCUUUAAUAAUUUUUCCAAGAAAAAAAAUGAAAAUCAAAGUAAAUAUGAUUAUCGGGGUUGGCGUGGGUUAUCUUAUUUGAUCCGAGUGAAGAUAAAAGCGUUUUCUUUCGUUCGUUUCCUCUCGUUUGUAAGAGUUUUUAAAUUCUCGGGUCACAAAUUUGCGGGCAGCGAUAAAUUUUUCCUAAUUGUUUCCGUUGGCUUUUUUUUUUUCCACCCCGACGAGAUCGAUAUACUUCAUCUUUGCUCGUUCCCAUCACCUAACGAGAUGCCGGCCUUUGGGGCGACCCCGUCGGGCCGAAGCGAUCUAAUUGGAUCGAGGGAGCCCGGACUGUGAUGUAUUGAAAUCGGACUCGCUCGACUGCACCGCCCAGCGGCAAAUCAAUCACACCAUUGCCACCCUGAUUUUCAUAAUGGAUCCAAUGUUAAUUAUUUCGGCACAGUGCAGUAAAUAACAAUUGCACCGAUUCUCUAUACUCGACUAAAAUAAUAUAUUGCACGCGUAUACUUGCAUGGCUCGCAAUAAAAGCCAUGUACAGUAUUGUGGUGGGAAACCAUGAAAAGACUCGUAAAACUUGAAUGGCCAAUGCCGAGUACAACAAAUGUCAAUGGGCCGAUCAUUAUUUAUGGAAAUUUCAUCAACAUGCGUCUACAGUCCGCGAAUUAUUAUUAGACUCGGUUUUACAAAAGCCUUACGCCACAAUACAUAAUAAAAACUAUUGAUUACAUUCAAUAGAUGCUAGAUGAAUACCAAUUAUACUCGAAUGACUCAACUUUCGUGCGUUUAUUUUAACUAUUGUCACUGUCGCAGAUACGCAAUUUCAUGCGAGUAGCACUUGGUGAAUUUUUAUUUAAAAAUUACCGGGUCGUUAUGGGUAUACUUGCGUACAGAAAUUUGUAUUGAAAUUAUAUUCGUCAGGUGCAACAUAGCAAUUUCAAAGUUCCAAGAUGUACCCGUACCCAAACGGUGACUGGGACUUUUUUUUCAGAGUAAGCGAAUAAAAAGAAAAGAAAAAAGAAAAAACUCGCAAGUUUACAAGUCCAAGGACAAAGAAUCCAAUUCGUAUCGGCCGGAAACGACAGCCACGCCGCAACUUCUUCGCAAAACAAACAGCAUCGAGUUACGGAUGGAAAAACAGGGGAGGCGCAGCCGAUAGCGAUCACUUUUGCUUACAAACCGUACAUGGCACGUUAUAUGCACGCGCUCGAUACUUCAUUACCGCGAACAAUUAGCCGAAGGGACACCGUAUUU
Molecule: messenger RNA, 4708 nt
Organism: Copidosoma floridanum
Lineage: Eukaryota; Metazoa; Arthropoda; Insecta; Hymenoptera; Encyrtidae
Product: UDP-glycosyltransferase UGT5-like
Molecular function (GO): UDP-glycosyltransferase activity
Source: RefSeq, a predicted model, not a curated record